Messenger RNA from Triticum dicoccoides, 588 nucleotides. RefSeq lists its product as uncharacterized. The transcript is spliced from 2 exons. The coding region runs from base 53 to 367 and encodes 104 amino acids. Lineage: Eukaryota; Viridiplantae; Streptophyta; Magnoliopsida; Poales; Poaceae. The record is from RefSeq and is a predicted model, not a curated record.
AACAGUUCUCUCCGUUGAUCCUGGAGAAGUCAUAGGUUGCACGAGGAAGGAGAUGAAGCCGAAGCGGUCGAGGGCGGCCCCCAUGGCCGCGCUGUGCGUGCUCCUCCUCCUGGUGCUGCUGCCCGGGCAGGCGGCCGCCCAGUCCCAGUCCCGGUCCGAGUACUGCGAGUGCUUCGACGGGUGCUACCUCAGCUGCAGGAACGACCACCACAACCCGCGCUGGGACUGCAUCCCGUCUUGCCAAGACUCGUGCACCAUCUUCACCAGCCAGGCCGGCGGCGGUGCCGCCCCGUGCGACUGCGAGACACGCGCCUGCGAAUCGUCAGCGGCGCUGGCCGAUGCACCUGGCGCCGCGGUGGAUAAUUAGCCUCCAAGCUGCUCCGUUUUAGGAGAAGAGAGGAAGAUCUGAAGAGCUAGCUUGUCGAUCAUGCAUGGGAUCGUAUACAAACGAUGUUGAACGGCUGUGAUUGUAGCAGCAGCCAAUGAAAUGAGUUUCUGCCGAUGUUAUGUUGAUACACAAGGCGUGUAAUAAUGUUUCCAUGGCUGGAUCACAAUUCACAACAACCAAAUUUAUUUGUCUUCUUUUGU